AAAGAAAUGAAAUUGAACUAUUUGUAGUGAGGUGGAUGGACCUAGAGUCUGUCAUACAGAGUGAAAUUGAUCACACUUACAAGAGCUGCUAUGAAACAUAGGGGAGGUGAAAACUAACAGAUGAAAGUUUUGCCAUGCACUGAAAGGAAAGCGUUGUCUGUGAAGUUCUAUUUUUAAAAAUGUCUGCUUGUAAUACCUUUACUGAACACGUUUGGAAACCUGGUGAAUGCAAGAACUGCUUUAAACCUAAAAGCUUACAUCAGCUCCCCCCAGACCCUGAGAAGGCACCCAUCACCCAUGGCAAUAAAACUAAUGCCAAUCAGAGUAACAACCACCGAAUCAGGAACACCGGAAAUUUCCGGCCUCCUGUGGCUAAAAAACCCACUAUAGCUGUGAAGCCCACUAUGAUGGUGGCAGAUGGGCAAAGUAUGUGUGGUGAGCUUAGUAUCCAAGAACACUGUGAGAACAAACCUGUCAUCAUAGGAUGGAACCGAAACAGGAUGGCCUUGAAUCAGAAACCACUUAAUAAUAAUAAUGAAGAGGACAUUGAAGGAUUUAGCCAUGUUCCUAAGCCUUAUGGGAAUAAUGAUAGUGCAAAGAAGAUAUCAAAUAACAAUAGUGGACUAACUGAGGUGUUAAAGGAGAUAGCAGGCUUGGAUACUACCCCUCAAAUAAAAGGAAAUGAAACAAACUCCAGAGAAACAUUCUUAGGAAGAAUAAAUGAUUGCUAUAAACGAUCACUGGAAAGAAAGCUUCCACCAAGUUGCAUGAUGGGCGGAAUAAAGGAUACUCAGGGCAAGCAUGUUAUUCUGAGUGGGAGCACAGAAGUGAUCAGUAAUGAAGGGGGUCGAUUCUGUUACCCAGAGUUUUCUAGUGGCGAAGAGAGUGAGGAAGAUGUGCUUUUGAGUAACAUGGAGGAGGAACACGAGAGCUGGGAUGAGAGUGAUGAAGAACUGCUGGCCAUGGAGAUUCGCAUGAGAGGGCAACCUCGCUUUGCCAACUUUAGGGCAAACACUUUGUCUCCUGUUCGAUUCUUUGUGGACAAAAAAUGGAAUACUGUCCCCCUGCGAAAUAAAUCUCUGCAAAGAAUCUGUGCUGUAGACUAUGAUGACAGUUAUGAUGAAAUCCUGAAUGGUUAUGAAGAGAAUUCUGUGGUCUCCUAUGGACCAGGAAGCAUUCAGAGCAUGGUGUCGUCUGACUCCACAUCCCCAGAUUCCUCUUUAACAGAAGAAUCACAUUCUGAGACAGCCAGUAGUUUAUCCCAGAAGAUUUGUAAUGUGGGAAUAGCUCCUGGUAACCCGGCAGAUUCUAAGGACAUGAAGGAAAGUGAGCCCAAUUAUGAAAGCCUCUCUGGUAAUAAUCAGGAGAAGGACUCAGCACAAGCAUCCAAAAGCUCAGUAAAAGUUCCAGAGACGCACAAAGCAGUCCUUGCUCUCCGAUUGGAAGAGAAGGAUGGCAAGAUUGCCGUACAAACUGAGAAGCAAGAAAGUAAAGCCCCUACAGAUAUUACUGGGCAAGCAGUAACAAUAAACCUCGUUCCUGUAGAAGAGCAAGCAAAGCCCUACCGAGUUGUGAAUCUGGAACAGCCUUUGUGCAAGCCAUAUACUGUUGUGGAUGUGUCAGCAGCCAUGGCCAGUGAGCACCUUGAGGGCCCUAUUAACAGUCCCAAGACGAAAAGCUCAUCUUCUACUCCAAACUCUCCAGUGACAUCACCCACACUGACAUCAGGACAAAUAAGUGCCCAUUUCCAAAAAUCCAGUGCAAUCCGCUACCAGGAAGUAUGGACUUCCAGUACCAGUCCACGACAAAAGAUACCUAAGGUGGAAUUAAUUAGCGGUGGGACUGGACCAAACGUCCCUCCAAGGAAAAACUGUCACAAAUCAGCACCUACUUCACCCACAGCUACAAACAUUUCCUCCAAAACCAUCCCUGUUAAGUCACCUAAUUUGUCUGAAAUAAAAUUUAAUAGUUAUAACAAUGCCGGUAUGCCACCUUUUCCAAUUAUCAUUCACGAUGAGCCAACUUAUGCUCGGAGUUCCAAAAAUGCUAUCAAAGUUCCCAUUGUAAUCAAUCCAAAUGCAUAUGACAAUCUAGCCAUUUACAAAAGUUUUCUCGGAACAAGUGGAGAACUUUCAGUGAAGGAAAAAACCACAAGUGUAAUAAGCCAUACUUAUGAAGAGAUAGAAACUGAAAGCAAAGUGUCUGAUAACACCACUAGCAAAGCCACUGAAUGUCCCCAAGCUAAAGGGUUUUUAAACAGCACAGAGCGUAAAAGGGGUUCAGUGGCUCAGAAGGUUCAGGAGUUUAACAGCUGUCUUAACAGAGGUCAGUCCUCACCACAGAGGAGCUACAGUUCCAGCCACAGCUCCCCAGCAAAGCUCCAGAGAACCACUCAAGAACCUGUGGCCCAAACAGAAAGCACUCAGGAGUCUCCGACAGUGAGCAGCAGCAGCACCAGGGAGAAGGCAAGCACCGUGCUCUCUCAGAUCGUGGCUUCUAUCCAGCCCCCACAGUCUCCUCCAGAAAUGCCUCAGUCUGGCCCUAAAGCUUGCAGUGUGGAAGAGCUUUAUGCCAUUCCUCCCGAUGCCAGUGCUGCUAAGAGUACACCUAAGGGUACACCAGUCCGGCCCAAGUCUCUCUUCACAUCCCAGCCCAGCGGUGAGGCUGAAGCACCUCAGUCCACAGAAAGUCCUACCACCAAAGUACAGAAAGAUCCACUCACAAAGCCAGUCACCACCCCUCCCUCCAAAUUAGUGACUAACCCCCAGAGUGAGCCGCCACCCCCCUUUCCCCCACCACGCUCGACUUCCUCCCCUUACCAUGCAAGUAACCUUCUGCAGAGGCAUUUCACCAACUGGACCAAGCCAACUAGCCCUACCAGGUCAACGGAAGCUGAAUCAGUUUUGCACUCUGAAGGCAGCAGGCGGGCCGCUGAUGCAAAACCUAAACGCUGGAUAUCAUUUAAAAGUUUCUUCCGCCGUCGGAAAACAGAUGAAGAGGAUGACAAAGAGAAAGACCGAGAGAAAGGGAAACUGGUGGGCCUGGACGGCACAGUCAUCCACAUGCUGCCCCCUCCUCCAGUUCAGCGCCAUCACUGGUUCACAGAGGCAAAAGGAGAGUCCAGCGAGAAGCCAGCCAUCGUCUUCAUGUACAGGUGUGACCCUGCCCAAGGCCAGCUCAGUGUGGAUCAGGGCAAAGCCAGGGCAGAGCAGUCAGCAGUCACAGAGAAGGGUAGAGCAGAGGAUGGGUUACUACAGGACUCAGAGAAGAAGAAAAGGAGUCAUUCUUCUCCAUCACAGAUUCCUAAGAAAAUUCUCAGUCACGUGACCCGUGAAGUGACAGAGGAUUUUUCUCCUCGGGAUCCAAGCACUGUUGUGAAGCAAGAUGGUGGGAGCUGUACUUCAGUCACAUCGGCAUUGCCGCUGCCUGAACUGGAAAGGGAAGAGGAAAAGGGAGACAUUUCAGGUCCUAUGGACCCGAAUCCCUGUAGUGCAACAUACAGCAACUUAGGGCAAUCUAGAGCAGCCAUGAUACCUCCCAAGCAUCCACGGCAGCCUAAGGGAGCUUUGGAUGAUGCCAUUGCCUUCGGUGGGAAAACAGACCAAGAAGCACCUAAUGCUUCUCAACCUACACCACCCCCACUGCCAAAGAAAAUGAUCAUAAGAGCCAAUACAGAGCCAAUCUCCAAAGACCUCCAAAAAUCCCUGGAAACUACUCUUUGUGUCAUGGCUAAUCCCACCUAUGAUAUCGACCCCAACUGGGAUGCCAGCAGUGCUGGCUCUUCAAUCAGUUAUGAACUCAAGGGACUGGACAUUGAGUCUUAUGACUCCUUGGAGAGACCUUUGCACAAGGAGAGACCUGUGCCCUCAGCAGCAAACAGCAUCUCCAGCUUAACCACUCUCAGUAUUAAGGAUAGAUUUUCCAAUAGCACAGAGUCCCUGUCCAGCCGGCGUGGUCCCUCUUGUAGACAGGGCCGGAGUAUCCAGAAGCCACAGAGACAAGCACUUUAUCGAGGACUUGAGAAUCGUGAAGAAGUGGUGGGUAAAAUCCGAAGCCUUCAUACAGAUGCCUUGAAGAAACUGGCUAUUAAAUGUGAAGACCUCUUCAUGGCUGGACAGAAAGACCAGCUCCGUUUUGGGGUGGACAGCUGGUCAGACUUCAGGCUAACCAGUGACAAGCCAUGUUGUGAGGCAGGCGAUGCAGUUUACUACACAGCUUCAUAUGCAAAAGAUCCACUUAAUAACUAUGCAGUCAAGAUCUGUAAGAGCAAAGCUAAAGAAUCGCAGCAGUAUUAUCACAGCUUGGCUGUCCGGCAGAGUCUGGCUGUCCAUUUUAACAUCCAGCAGGACUGUGGUCACUUCCUUGCUGAAGUUCCUAAACGUCUGCUUCCCUGGGAGGACCCUGAUGCCCCGGAAGAGGAAGAGGAUGAAAUGGAAGCGACGGAAGAGGUGAAAGGAGGAACUGAUGGAAAAAGCCCAGAGCCCAGCUCUGAAGCAGAGUCAUCCCACAAAGAAAGCCAGGCAGUCGUUAGCAGGAAGCAGAGAAGCCACGUCGUGGUCAUCACCAGAGAGGUUCCCUGUCUCACCGUGGCCGACUUCGUGCGAGACUCUCUAGCGCAGCAUGGGAAAAGCCCUGACGUGUAUGAGAGGCAAGUGUGUCUGCUGCUCUUACAGCUGUGCUCCGGCCUGGAGCACCUCAAACCCUACCACGUCACUCACUGCGAUCUGCGUCUGGAGAACCUGCUGCUUGUCCACUACCAGCCCGGGGGACCCGCCCAGGGCCUUGGGCCUGCGGAGCCCAGCCCCACCUCUUCUUGUCCCACGAGGCUCAUAGUAAGCAAUUUCUCUCAAGCCAAGCAGAAGAGCCAUCUGGUAGACCCUGAGAUCCUCCGGGACCAGUCCCGCCUCGCCCCAGAGAUCAUCACAGCCACCCAGUAUAAAAAGUGUGAUGAGUUCCAGACAGGCAUCCUCAUAUACGAGAUGCUGCACCUGCCCAACCCCUUCGAUGAGAACCCAGAGCUGAAGGAGAAGGAAUACACUCGAGCAGACCUGCCUCGCAUCCCACUCCGCUCCCCCUAUUCCCGGGGCCUGCAGCAGCUGGCCAGCUGCCUCCUGAACCCCAACCCUUCUGAGCGACUCCUCAUUUCAGGCGCCAAAGGCAUCCUCCAGUGUCUGCUCUGGGGCCCCCGGGAAGGCCUCUUCCAGACUUUCACUGCCUCCCCCAGCCCAGUGCAGAGGAAUGCCCUGCUCCAAAACUGGCUAGACAUCAAGCGAACACUGCUCAUGAUCAAGUUUGCUGAGAAGUCCCUGGACAGGGAAGGUGGCGUCAGCCUGGAGGACUGGCUUUGUGCUCAGUAUUUGGCUUUUGCUACUCCAGACUCCCUCAGCUGCGUCGUGAAAAUCCUGCAGCCCCGUUAACGUGUCCCAGUUGCUGCUCUUACUUCAUUGUCGCCUUCUUCAAGUGGCUCACAUACUUCCCCUUCCUAGUACUCACACAGAAUUCAAGGAAAGGGGAGAGACGAGCCUUCCAUCCCCAUCCAUGAACAGAUGAGUCCACUCUGAAAGGUUGUCCUCAGCUCUAAAUCCAGUGAGACGCUGAGUCCCUCUUAAUUUCACAGAAAGUCAGCCGCACAAACACGCAGCUGCCUUCCAUGGGAAUGCCUUCCGCCCUAACUGUCCCCCAGAUGCAGGGGAAGUGAAGACAUGUCCUUGAAGGGACAGCUCCUCUGGUUUGAACUCAGUGAGCUGGGUCCAGUUCCUCCAUAAUUCUGAAUAGCCCCUGUCUUUUUAACACCGUGUAUUUAUUCUCACUAGCAAUAGACGGAUUUAACCAGUCCUUACCACCAUCCACUAAGCUCUCACAACAGACUUUCUUCCUUUAAAGGAUCAAUAACUGACUCUCUUACCAGGCGGAACUGCCAUCCUUAGCAUCAGCCCAGUUUUGGUUCCGGGGACUGUAUCCUUUGUUCCAGGAGGAGUAGAAGGACGAGGAGAGAUCCCACCCUCUGGGUCAUGAACCCAUUUUCAUUUCUAUUAUCGAUAAGUGUGUGCACUGCAUGGAGGGCGGCCCUAACUGUCUCCCCUCUGCUGCCACUGCCUGAUUCUCCUUCACCUCUACUCUCUCCCCACUUGCCAAUGAAGUUUGGGUUUAUCGGCCACUUGUGGCCCAUUACAGAGCUGACCCAAGGUGGUGUCACCAGUGCCUCAGCAGGGUGGAGUGCAGUUCAGAUCUUAUAAAUAGCUGGCAGGACACAAGGAGAUGAUUUUCCUGCAUGUGCAAUUCUCUAGGGGACAUCAGGGGGACAGAGUUUAAAGUACUGUUCUUUGAUUACUGUCAGAGCUGUCAACGUUGGCAGCCAGGGCUGCCGGUGCCCAGAUCACAGUUUUCCCUCGAGCAGUAAUUGGCCAGCUUCCUUCUGUCAGUAGCCAGCGUUAACUAGUCUACCAAAUGCUGUAGACAACAGCCCUGCACGAAACGGCUGUCAGUGGACCUGUAACGUCUCCUUAGAGGGCAUGGCGUGGCUGGCUGUUAGGACGGCCAGAAGGCAGGGGAAGGGGAGAAGGCCGCUGAUGAGACUGCUGACCUCCUCCCCAGAAUGCCGGCCUUUUCUAGAGAGACUGCCUCCCAGUGCACAGGCACAUUGCUCCUUGUGACCCUCUGAAAUGGCUCUGGAGGACAGCUCCCAGGGAACUUGGAUUGCUGAGGUGGGUGGCUGAGAGCUGUUCACCGCACGUGGGGUCUGUGCUCCUCCUCUAUGGAUAUAUGUGCAAUUUUGGUAUGUAUUUUUUUUUAGCUGUAUAUACAAUGUUUAUGUUGCGACUUCACCUGAAGCAAUAUCUCCAGAAACCCUCCCCUUCUUCCCUUGGCACAUAUUUGAGCUGAGUGACGAGUGUUCCUUCCACCGGGGUGUGUGCGUGUGUGUGU
Lagenorhynchus albirostris (white-beaked dolphin) is the source of this 6924-nucleotide messenger RNA. It is a transcript of the gene PEAK1, whose product is annotated as pseudopodium enriched atypical kinase 1. The coding region runs from base 180 to 5417 and encodes 1745 amino acids. Gene Ontology annotation, biological process: protein phosphorylation. Gene Ontology annotation, cellular component: actin cytoskeleton; focal adhesion. The record is from RefSeq and is a predicted model, not a curated record. NCBI's taxonomy places the organism in Eukaryota, Metazoa, Chordata, Mammalia, Artiodactyla, Delphinidae. Gene Ontology annotation, molecular function: protein kinase activity; ATP binding. The transcript has 5 exons.